Pelobates fuscus (common spadefoot toad) is the source of this 2766-nucleotide messenger RNA. It is a transcript of the gene ARSB, whose product is annotated as arylsulfatase B. The transcript is spliced from 8 exons. The coding region runs from base 132 to 1691 and encodes 519 amino acids. NCBI's taxonomy places the organism in Eukaryota, Metazoa, Chordata, Amphibia, Anura, Pelobatidae. The record is from RefSeq and is a predicted model, not a curated record.
GGAGCAGGGGGCUCUGCAGACAGUUAUAGGAGCAGGGGGCUCUGCAGACAGGUAUUACAGGGGCAGAGGGCUCUGCACGCAGGUAUUACAGGGGCAGGGGGCUCUGCAGACAGUUUCCCCUCACAGCCAGCAUGCCAGGACUGAGCUCUGCCUUGGGCAUUGUGCUGUGCUGGCUCUACCUGGUGCUCCCCCAUUUUGCUGGGGCCAGCUCGGGCCCCCCUAACAUGGUGUUUGUCCUGGCCGAUGACCUGGGAUUUAAUGAUGUGGGCUUUCAUGGCUCCGAGAUCCGAACCCCGAACUUGGACUCCCUGUCUGCCCAGGGGGUGCGGCUGGAGGGUUAUUACACCCAGCCCCUGUGCACCCCAUCCCGGAGCCAGCUCCUGAGCGGCCGAUACCAGAUACACACCGGGUUACAGCAUCAGAUAAUAUGGCCGUGUCAACCUCACUGCUUACCACUUGACGAAAAAUUGCUGCCAGAACUCCUGAAAGAAGCUGGGUAUAUCACCCACAUGGUGGGGAAAUGGCACCUUGGCAUGUAUAGGAAGGAGUGCCUGCCAACACGCCGGGGAUUUGACUCGUAUUUUGGGUAUUUGACGGGCGGUGAAGAUUACUAUAGUCAUCAAAGAUGUUAUGAAAAUAAAACUUUAAAUAUAUCAAGAUGUGCUCUCGACCUCCGAGAUGGAGAAGCUGCGGCUACUGGUUACUUGAAUAAAUAUUCCACGCACCUAUUUACAGAACGAGCCGUGGAUCUUAUCGCUAACCAUCAGAUCGAAAAGCCUUUAUUCCUCUACCUGGCUUACCAGGCGGUCCAUGCUCCCCUGGAAGUUCCGGAGCCAUACACACAACCCUACGCUUUCAUCAAAGACAAGAACCGGCGUCUCUAUGCUGGGAUGGUGUCCGCUUUGGAUGAAGCUGUGGGAAAUGUCACCGAUGCCUUGAAGAAGAAGGGAAUCUGGGACAACACGGUUUUUAUAUUCUCUACCGAUAACGGUGGGCAGACAUUGUCCGGAGGGAACAACUGGCCUCUUCGAGGAAGAAAGUGGACCCUUUGGGAAGGUGGCGUGAGAGGUGUUGGCUUUGUUACAAGUUCCCUGUUAAAACAGAAAGGAAUAGCCAGUAAAGAACUGAUCCAUAUCUCAGACUGGCUCCCCACCUUGGUGCACCUGGCUGGGGGCUCCACCAAUGGCACAAAACCCCUAGAUGGCUUCGAUGUAUGGAAAACUAUCAGUGAAGGAAGCCCGUCUCCCAGGGUGGAACUGCUUCAUAACAUAGACCCUCUGUUUGAUGAUUCAUUUCCAUGCAGCACAAACAACGAAACCGAAAAAUGGUCCUAUAAUCCCACCGCGCCUCACUGGGGACAUCCAUCUUUUAAUACAUCCAUCCAUGCCGCAAUACGAUAUAAGAAGUGGAAACUCCUCACUGGCUAUCCAGGCUGCAGUCGCUGGUUUCCACCACCGUCACUUGGCUCAGAUUUUGCGGCUCCCAAUUCUGAAAAUAAAACCCUAUGGCUAUUCAAUAUCGACGACGACCCAGAGGAGAGGAAUGACUUGUCCCAGAACUAUCCCGAUGUGGUUGAAAUUCUUCUCUCCCGGCUAGAACAUUACUACAAGGAUUCUGUGCCCAUUGACUACCCAGAUGAUGACCCAAAAUGUGAUCCUGGACCAUCUGGUGUCUGGGGACCUUGGGAAUGAAACCGUGUUGGCAGCAAUCUUUAACAUAAUUUUAGAUGUUAAUUUCUUUAAAUAUACAGAAAGCUGCACAUCUACCAUUCAUAAAGUUAUGGCACUUUUCUAAGACAACUAGACAGAUUUCAGUCUGAUCAUCGUACUUUAAAAUCCACAGCAGUGUGAAAAGUUUAAUGCUCAGGAAUAAAUAUAUAUGUACAUUUUUACUAAGGUGAGAAUUCAAAGUGAAUUUCAAUUUUGGAUCAAGCAGCAACUCUGGAAACAUUAGCCAGGUCCGUUAUACUUCCAUUUCGGUUACUCUGAUGUUAAAUCUGACAUUCACUUUAAAUUCUCAUUUCAGUAAAUCACCCGGUCUGUUUUCUAGUUCUCUCCAACAUUAUGAUCAUUAACCAUAAGAUAAUUGUUCUUGUGCCUUUUUUUGCUUUCAGUUGUAAACAAAUGGUGAAAUUGGCUAAAUUCCACAAACGGCAGUAAACGUAUAUUUGAAUAGUAAAAUUUAGGCAAAAAUAAUCAAUAUAUGACAACAAAUUUGUGAAUGUUUCCAGAUCAAUAUGUUGCCAUUCAGAUUUCAGUUCGAUAGAGUUCAGGGACUAUUGAAUGAGUCCUUACCCAUGUUUCCCACCAGAACCUAUCAGUAAUAGCAGGAUAGAGCAGGAACGUUUUGUGUGGUCAGCACCUGAACUCGUAAGAGUCAAUUCCCUGACUUGCUGGUGGUUUCCACCCCCAGCUAUUAUUAAUAGUUCAGAUUUUAACGGUUUCUACCUGCCAUGUUUGGUGUCUAAUUAAUGGAGGUUGGCAGUGUUUAAUUUGCAAUUCUUACACACUCAGUCAAUGACUUCCAUCCAAACGUGGUCACUAAUGCAGAUUUAGCAACUUCUCUUUAUUGAUACAUGAAGAGGGGGUUAGUCUGUGGUCCCCAGGGGACCCGAGUAAGUGUAAAAAUGUUUUGAAGCUACCAUGACUACUGCAGUGUGUUGAAGUGGUUUUGGUGCUUAGACUGAGCCAUUAAGCAGUUGCACACUUGAAAUGCAAGUAUCUGUGUAUUUGUGUAAAAAUUUCCACAACGACAAAUGUAUUAAAU